This is a messenger RNA of Staurois parvus, 446 nucleotides long. Lineage: Eukaryota; Metazoa; Chordata; Amphibia; Anura; Ranidae. The record is from the annotation of a GenBank genome assembly.
UUCCUUUGGGGACAAUGGGAAGAAUGUCUGUUAUAUAGGUGGUCAGUAGGAAAAAUGCAACCCUACAGUCUUGGUGAGAAUGCCACACUUGCAUCAAGUCAUUGGGGUCAAUGGGAAAAAAUGUCCCUUACGGUGGUCAGUGGGAAGAAUGUCCCUUAGAUUGGUGGUCGGUGGGAAGAAUGUGUCCCUUAGAUUGGUGGUCGGUGGGAAGAAUGUCCCUUACAUUGGUGAUCAGUGGGAAGAAUGUCCCUUACAUUGGGGGUCAGUGGGAAGAGUGUCCAUUACAUUGGGGGGUCAGUGGGAAGAAUGCCCCUUACGUUGGUGGUCAGUGGGAAGAAUGUCCCUUACAUUGGGGGUCAGUGGGAAGAAUGUCCCUUACAUUGGUGAUCAGUGGGAAGAAUGUCCCUUACAUUGGUGAUCAGUGGGAAGAAUGUCCCUUACGUUGG